CCCUGGUUCUAACUGGUCCCUGGUUCUGACUGGUUCCUGGUUCUAACUGGUUCCUGGCUCUAACUAGUUCUGACUGGUUCCUGGUUCUGACUGGUUCUGGGCUGUAAUGGAGAAGCAGGCUCUGCCGGCCUCCUCGUGCUCCGUGGUUCUCCUGGAGGAGACCAGGAAGGGCCCCCACCCCCUCUCGAAUGGCGGCAGUUACCCCCCCGUGGCCUCUAAUGGCGGCCUCGGCCCACUGACGGUGGGAACCGGGUCCAGUGGCGGCGUGGUGAGCGGAGCUUGUGCUGGACCGGACAAGAAGGGGGUCGUGGUCACGGGGGCGGGGCCAGGAUAUCCUGAACGGGAGACCUGGACCCGGCAGAUGGACUUCAUCAUGUCCUGCGUGGGCUUCGCCGUCGGACUUGGAAACGUGUGGAGGUUCCCGUACCUGUGCUACAAGAACGGAGGAGGUGUCUUCCUGAUCCCGUACCUGCUGAUCGUGUUCGUUGGAGGAAUCCCCAUCUUCUUCCUGGAGAUCGCGCUGGGUCAGUUCAUGAAGGCCGGCAGCAUCAACGUCUGGAACAUCGCUCCCCUCUUCAAAGGUCUCGGCUACGCCUCCAUGGUGAUCGUGUUCUUCUGUAACACCUAUUACAUCAUGGUGCUGGCCUGGGGCUUCUACUACCUGAUCAAGUCCUUUAGCUCCACCCUCCCGUGGUCCUCCUGCAACAACGAAUGGAACACGCCCAGCUGCAUCGAGAGCUUCCACCACCAGGACUGUAGCAACGCCAGCGCGGCCAACGCCACCGUCAGCGGCGUCAACAUGACCUGCUCAGAGCUGGCCAACGCCCAGUCGCCCAUCAUCGAGUUCUGGGAGAACAAGGUGCUGAACAUCUCGUCCGGCCUGGAGGAAACUGGACAGAUAAACUGGGAGCUCAUGUUGUGUCUGAUGGCCGUCUGGGUUCUGGUUUACUUCUGCGUCUGGAAGGGAGUUAAAUCCACGGGGAAGAUUGUGUACUUCACGGCCACCUUCCCCUACGUGGUCCUCAUCAUCCUGCUGGUCCGAGGAGUCACUCUCCCUGGAGCCUACGACGGCAUCAUGUACUACAUCAAACCGGACUGGUCCAAACUGCAGGAGGCUCAGGUCUGGAUCGACGCCGGCACACAGAUCUUCUUCUCCUACGCUAUCGGCCUCGGCGCUCUGACGGCUCUGGGCAGCUACAACCGCUUCAACAACGACUGCUACAAAGACGCCUUCGUCCUGGCUCUCAUCAACAGUGGAACCAGCUUCUUCGCCGGCUUCGUGGUGUUUUCCAUCCUGGGCUUCAUGGCAGCGGAGCAGGGAGUCGACAUCUCACAAGUCGCUGAAUCAGGUCCUGGUCUGGCCUUCAUCGCGUACCCGAAGGCGGUGAGUCUGAUGCCGGUGGCUCCGGUCUGGGCGGCGCUCUUCUUCUUCAUGCUGCUGCUGCUCGGUCUCGACAGUCAGUUUGUCGGGGUGGAGGGUUUCGUGACUGGAAUCCUGGAUCUGUUUCCUGGGAAGUACUACCACCGCUACAGAAGGGAGAUCUCUGUGGCGAUCUGCUGUCUACUCUGCUUCAUCAUUGACAUCUCCAUGGUGACACAGGGGGGGAUGUACGUCUUCCAGCUGUUUGACUACUACUCAGCCAGUGGAAUGACUCUGUUGUGGCAAGCGUUCUGGGAAUGUAUCGUAGUGUCCUGGGUCUACGGUGCGGACCGGUUCAUGGAUGACGUAGCCCGGAUGAUCGGGUACCGGCCGUUCCCCUGGAUGAAGUGGUGCUGGUCCUUCAUAACGCCGUGUGUCUGCAUGGGCAUCUUCCUCUUCCACCUGGUCAACUACAAGCCUCUGACCUACAACAACGAGUACGUGUACCCGUGGUGGGGGGAGGUGAUCGGAUGGUGCCUGGCUCUGUCCUCCAUGCUCUGCAUUCCUGUCAGCGUCCUCUACAAACUCUUCAGAGCCAAGGGAACCUUCAGAGAGCGCUGGGCCCACCUGACCACGCCGGUGUGGGGGGCCCAUCAUCUGGAGUACAUGGCCCCCGACGUCAAGUCCCUGAGUUCACUGUCACCAGGCACCGACGACAACAAGGUCAUCAUCUUCGAGAGCGUCAUGUAGGCCGGACACAUCUCCCCCUCCACCCCGUCCUCCUCCACCCUACACAACAGCCCCCGUCUCCAACCUCCAACCUCCAACCUCCCUCCAGGACGAGUUCCUCCAGGUUUAAUAGAAUCAGGAUACGACCUGAACGGGGGGAGGAGGACGGCUCAGACGCUGCCAUCACUUUACGAACUCUCCCAGUGUGAACGGUUCCUAACAGACAGAGUUGUAGACACAAAGCUCCCGUUACCGAGCAGCCGGUGGGCCCUGAACGCACCACCGCACCCCCUGGUUCUGAGCCACCAGCUGGACCCAGGACAGACGGGACGGCCCUGAACGCACCACCACACCUCCUGGUUCUGAGCCACCAGCUGGACCCAGGACAGACGGGACGGCCCUGAACGCACCACCACACCUCCUGGUUCUGAGCCACCAGCUGGACCCGGGACGGACGGGACAGUCCCGACGACCCACAAUAAAUUCUAAAUGAAUGAAUCAUUUCAUCAGUCACUCUGCACCUUUUAACAGCUUCAUCUGACUGAUUAACUAAUUAAUUUAUUAACCAAUUAACUGAUUGACUGAUCUGAGAACACAAACAUAAAUUGGGACUGAAACCAAACGGGAUCCGACCUUUGACCCCCUCCUGUCCUUCAUGUGACCUCCUGACCUCCUGGUUCUGUGUCCUGGAUCGACUCACGUGCCAAACGGAUGGAGGGACCAGGACUCCAGAGCGCCGGCCGUCCUCCCUCCAAACAUCACGUCCUCCUCCUGGACCGUCGCCCUUCUGCUAUAGAACCGGGAGAAGACGGUUUGAAAGACGCUGCCGCCUUUCUGAACGUUUCCAAGAACCCAGACGGUCCGUUCAGCUCAACUUCUUAGUGCCAAUAACAUGUUAGAAGGCGACUCAUCGGUCCCCCUGGUGGACGGAUGAGAGCCGGAGGACUCAGCGCUGCCUUACGUCCUAAUGUCUUAACUCUAGAACCCGACCGGCCGAACCCGGAGCCCUGACCCCGUCCUGUGUACGGCUCCACUUCCUGUCCCACCAAUCAGCAGUCUGAGGGGGCGUGUCUACGACUCUGUCUCCUAGCAACCACUCUCCAUCUGUUAGAAUGUAAGAGAAACUAAACGUACACACAUUUGCACAUUGUUGUAAGAUAGUGUUGAAUAAUCACGUUUUGUUUUACAUAUUGUAAAAUGAAUCCGAGAUAUUUUCUGAAGGAUUUUAUUUUGUUGAUAACAUAUGACAGAUACACAUAUGCAGAUAAAUAAAUAUACAUGUGUAUUAUAUAUAUUA
This is a messenger RNA of Mugil cephalus (flathead mullet), 3386 nucleotides long. It is a transcript of the gene slc6a8, whose product is annotated as solute carrier family 6 member 8. Lineage: Eukaryota; Metazoa; Chordata; Actinopteri; Mugiliformes; Mugilidae. The record is from RefSeq and is a predicted model, not a curated record. Bases 107 to 2110 code for a protein of 667 amino acids. Gene Ontology annotation, biological process: sodium ion transmembrane transport. The transcript has 13 exons. Gene Ontology annotation, cellular component: membrane.